GCUGACAUAUAUGUUUUGAAUGAAACGCGGUUGAUGGCAGUUCAAUUCUCAAUUUGUUUAUUUCAUUAUCAUCCUUUCUGCUACAAGUUUUGAAGUUUUCUGUCAGACAUCGUAAGGUAAUGUGACUCUAUAUUCAUUUAAGGACUGAAUUGUUGGUUUGCAUGUCCGUUUGCUGCCGCUGUUAGUUUAAUUCACACCACCGCGAGUUAAGGCAACUUAACGUUAAGUUAGCAAACAGUUAAGAUACUUUUUACUAUCCCGAACUAGAGUUAGCUAACAUACACAGGAUUUACGAGCAACAGCCUAUUUAAAAACAAAAUGUAGAGUAACUCUUGCGUUUAACGUGGGGCUGCCUACAAGUUAAUGCGUUAAAAGCCUAACGUUACUUCAGGUCCCCUGCCCGUACUGAAAAAAUAACACAGCUAAUGUCAAUAACUUCUUCACUUACGAUUUGUUUUUACUUUAUUUGUGUUAUUGGAAUUACAUCCAUAAUACUGUUUCACACAGCCCGUUAAUUAACUGAUCAGAUGACUCUCAAUCAUAGUUGUAAAAUCUUCCAAAGUCGUUGAAUUAAACAGUCUUGGAUGGCCUCGUAGGUCUGAUCAGAAUGAGGAAACCUGGCAGUCAAAGGGAUGGCAUGCAGUUUGUCUAUGGAGCAGAAAGUUACAACAACUGACAGUUUAAGAAGUAUGCAAAUGACAUAAAUAAAAAGGUAGUUCACAAGGUAUGACCCUACAAAGAAAGAUAAAUCAAUGUUCCAUUCUUUACAAGGAAGAUAGACCCACUUUCCCACACAAGGCAAAGUAAUGUUGGCAUAAACCAAGGCCAGACAAAUAACAAUGCAGUAUAAGGCCCCGUGUCUAAAAUUGUCUUAGUGGAUGAGAAGGCCUGCAUAAAAAAACAUCACCAUAGCCAACAAUGUAAAGUUGUAAGAUGUAAAGUUUGCUAGGUCAAAUUUUCCCCAGCAACAACAACAGAAAAGAUUUUGUUUAAAAAAAAAAAAAAAGUAACCCGAUUUCAACCCCAAUUUUUAUUUUUAAAGAUUUGCAAUAUGAUGAUUAUAUGAUGAUGAUAUGAUGAAAAAACAGAUUUGUAGUUUACAUAUGCCUUACUCAACCUGACUGUACCUUUGUGUCUUUGCACCUUUUUCCUUAUUCUUAGUAAUAAGAGUAUUUUCCUGGUACUUCACAGCAAUGUCCUUCAGGAAGUCAAGCUCCAGCGGGGAAGAGUUGGUAAGACCUUUGUCUUCCUUUGUGCACAGUGUAUGUUGUUAUAUAUAUGUUUAAAUAAGCCAUUGAUUAAUUGUUGUUUUUGUUUUUUAUUUAUUUUUGUCGUUUAUGUCAGCCAUUAAGCAAAUGUGGAGAGCGUACUCCCCUGAAAAGUCUGGAGAAUGAAAUGUUCGGUCUGUCAACUCCUUCAUCAAGGUUCAAAUCCAAGUCACUGCUCACUACAAAUGAAGUAAAAACAACAAAGGUAGGUAUUACAUAUAACUGGGAAAUGUUAUCAUUUUUCUAAUGGAGCUGUUCAUUUGUCUUAAACAACAUUUAUUUUCAUCAGCAGGGGGAUCCUCCUCUGUCUCCUCUAUCAGCCAAAGCGAUACAUAUCACUGAUGUCCCCAGUGAUACAACAUCUAUCCAUACAGCUUUUGGACUUGGAGAUGUCACAUUUAAAUCCUUUAUCUGUUCAGGUGGGGAGGUUGAGAUCGAAGGCUCUCCAGUGUGUGAAGAGGAGAUUAUUAUACUUCUCAAAAAUCAGGCUGUGGAAAAUCCUAGUAAAACAGAAGAUACAGUCCUCUUAGACAGCAUCAUUGUUCAGUCAUGCAGUGGCCACAUGGAGCAUCCCUAUUACAAGUCUGAGGUGAAUGAUGCUUCCCUGGCUGAGACUGACGCAGCAUGUAUUUCUGAUAUUUUAAACACCCCAGACUCAGGAGACUUGUCUGAAAAACAUGCUAAAAAAGAUUUACAGGAAACCAUGACCUGGAACUCUUCCGCCUGUGAAGGUAUUGAGGUUGUUGUUUCUGAUAUCACAAGUCUUCAAGAUGAGACUAUCCCUUUACCCCUGGAACAAGUUGGUGAGCCUUUGUCAGACAUCAGUGUAAAUCAAACAAAUCCUCCUGACUGUGGCCAACUAUCUGAAGCAGAACAUGCAGAUCAUCCCUACUGCAGCAGUGAAAAUGUAGCAAGUGAUUCUGAAAAGCCUGCUGAUGGAGUGAGUAAUGUCACCUUUAAAUCAUUUAACUGCGCUGGAGGUGAAGUUGAAAUUUCAGAGAGCACAACAUUGACAGAAGAGACAGUUCCUCUGCCAGCUGGCCAAACUGCAACCUGCUUUGAGUCAUGCAAUUAUGAUAUCGAUCCAAGCAUGUUACCAGGUGACCAAGAUGCACCAACGGGUGUUGAUCAUUUUGACCACCUGUACGGCUAUAUUAAAAAUUCCUUGUCAACGCAAGGUGAUGACCUUUCCAUUGCACAUGAACCAGUCAGUCUUCAUGCUGUGGAUGAGGUUAAAAAGACAAGCAUAGUGGUAUAUGACAGCCAGCCUGGUAGAGAAGACAGUAGUACACCCGGUUCUUUCACCAAUGUUGGAAUUGAAGUUGAGCAUUUUGACCGCACUCAAUUGUCUCACAUGACGCUCCCUCUUCCUGAUGGCCAGGCUGUGACUUGCCAACCACCACCAGAUGUUGAGUGUGUACCUACCGGUGUUACACAAGAUCAAACUCAAGAUAAUGGUGAACAUUUCUCCAGCCAUGUUGAAAACAAAGAUAUUGACCCACCAACUAAAAGUGCCUCUUCACAUUAUAACAAAUCUUUAAAGGCACUGGAAAAUGAAUCUUUCAACUGUCAAAUACAGGAAACACCAGAUGAGGACAGGGUAUUGCUUUCAGUGCUUCAUAAAACCAAUACUCCUCACAGCAGCCAUCCUGCAGAUUUGGCAGAUGCUCCUACGCCUUUAGAAGUGCAUAUGGAGCAUGCCUCUGAAUUGCCUUCUUCCAGUGGAUCUCAUGGUUUUAGUGAGGCAAAAGACAGUGCCCUUGGUUCAUCUGGCAACGUACCUGUUCUUUGUGACUCUGCAGACAAACCUGCAGAAACCCUCCCUGAUGUUUUGAGAGUGCUGUCAGACUGUCCCUCAGUUGCAUCAGCUUUACCCUUUGGAGCUCUCACUCCUGUUGUUAGGAGAGCCUCUCUUCUAUUGAGGGCUUGUAAAGAUCCUGAACUAGAACGAUUUUUGGCCGAUGCGUCUGUUGUUGACGGUGAGAAGAGCUUGGUGGCCCCUGUUAACUUCGACCCUGCUGGUUUGUGGGCAGAGCAUUUAGAGAGCCCCAUGCCACGUCCUCUGUUUAACUCUACAGCACUGUGUUGCAAGAUCCAGCAAGGCCCGCUAACUGAGCCAGUAGAGGACGUGGAACACAAGCCUUUUGCAGUGCCUCAAACUGAAGUAGAAAAACCAGCUCUGGAGACGCCUUUGAUCCCAGAUGGUCCCCUUCAACAGCAGCUUCGGCAGAUGGCAGAGUUUCUCCUCUUAGCGUCAGGAAAGAUGGGUCCUGCUGCUCUCUCUGCGCCUAUAUUUCCUCCUGCUGCCUCCACAGUCCUGUCAGUGCAAGCAACUCCUGUACAAUCCCACAGUGUCUGUGUGGGGACAACUCCUUUGAAACAGAUGGACCACAGUGUCAAUACAUCUGGCAAAUUUGAAAGAAAGAGGGAGUUCUCUGUGGAUGAUGCCUGCACUUUGACUGACCCUCUCUUGUGGAAGUAAGUGUUGAGUCUUGAUUGGUUAUUUAGAAGAAUGUCUGUUGUGAAUGUCUGUGAUUACAAUACGGCCUAUUCUUUCCCUUUUUUAUUGUAGUGUACCUCCUGGAAGCCUGGAGUCUCUCCCCAAACAAGAGCUGGAGCUGAGGUUAAGGUCUAGCAUUAUCAUGGUGGAGGCUCUGGUGCAGCAGUUGGCUGCAGCCAGGACACAUCCCCCUGCAGGCCCUGCUCCUUCAAACCUCAGAGAGAAACUAGUGCAGACAGACCACAGUGAACUCAGUCAGGUAAGAACACAUUCAGACACAACACAUUCUUUUUUGAUUAAUCACCACUAAGUUCUGCAAAAUGGGUUUUGUACUAAAGUUAUAAUGUGUUUUACACAGACCACAAUGCACAGAGACCUUUAUUUGGAAGCUCUGAACAGAAUUGGUGAGUUGGAGCUGGAUGAAAGUUCCCUAAAGCACGUCAUUCAGUGUAUGCAGGACAUGAAGGUCACCAUGGUAAGUCAACAAAAAUCCCCGAACACAAGUUCUAUGCUAAUAAAAUGUGAUGUUCUGAAUGAUUUCUGCAUCUGUAAAUAACUUAUUAGAAAUGAUGUGUGUUUUGAAUUAUUUAGUUGGUCCUGUGUAGAAAAAAGUAGAAUUGAAACUCCAAAUAUUGUUUUAUGUUUGACAAUUGUGUGUUGUUUGCCCAACAGACUACACUGAGCUGUGACACAGACGCUGCUCUUACAAGCAUGAAACAAAUAGGAGACAUCGUCAAAAAGGACCAUCAAAGCCUUGUGUCUCAUGUAUGUAUACAUGUGACCAAUACUUUUACCAUUCAACACCAAUUUCAUGCGUUCAUGUAGUCCAGCAGUCUAAAUGUUUUCCCUUUCCAGUACGGUCAGGUAAAGUCUCUAUUUGAGAAAACAAAGCAGACUCAGGCUGUAGUGAUGCAGAGGGUUAAAGAGGCUUUUCGUCAAAGAGAUGAUAUGAAGACACAGAUGGAGGAAGCUUUUUCAGCCAAAGAGGCGGUAAGCACUGUAUCAAGUCUCUUAAAUAUUAGCUGUGUAAGAUUGUUGCAUGUCUUGUGUCAUGUUUUUCCAACUAUUCUCAUCUUUAAAUAUUACUGGACAUAACAGCAGGUUUAAGUGCACAUUUUUAUGUGUAUUUUGCAUCACUGAAGUUAGUGUGAGCUUAACUUUGUCAUACUUUGUUGAGGGAAAGAUAGAAUACUGUACCAGAAACUCUGUGCUGAUGUUGAAUAACAGCACAGAGAGGUAAAGGUAUCGUACAAAAAAUCCUUGUUAUUUCUGUGAAGCACACAGUUUUGAUUCACUGUGCAGAGCUCAUACCAAAGGGAGAAUGUCUCAUGUUUGAUCAUGUCUGAGGCUACUAACAUGACUGUUGCUAUAAAAAAUGUUCCGUUUAGUCACACAAGUGAAAAACUAUAACCCCCAAACUAUAAUUGGCUUAAGAAAAGAAGUGAAUAAGUAAAAGACAUAAAAUCUACACAAAUUGUCCAGCUUAAAUUGAGUUAUAAUGUAAUAAGAGGUCAUUGUUAAUGUUUAUAUAGACACUACAGAGCUGAGGUAGAUCCACCAGAGCAGCUUCAAGUUCCAUUCUGCAAAAGAUCGUACUCUCAUGCAGCUUUUUUAUGAAAGUAGCAAUAAAGUGGAAUUUGCUUCCCGGUUACUCAAAGUUACAGCAAACAUCACCUGUUUUAGGAAAGCCACCAAGUCCUUGUUCAUUCAGACUCAAAGCUGUGUAUAAGUGGUUUUCUGUAGCCGUCACUGCUAAAUGGGUUUCAUUGGAGCUUGUGCCGGUUUUCCUUUUUGAAUAUUUCUAUUUACAGCUUUUAUUUUCACAAAAGCCCAUCUGGGGAUGGCAUCUACUAUGAGCUCUUAAAUACCUACACUGGAUGACUGUUUCCAGUUUCUCUGUGUUUGUUGUAUCUGUCUUUAUCAAGAAAACUAUAAAUACAUUAUUUGAUAGAGCACUCAUUGGCAUAGAUUACGUUUCAAUUUAAAAAACUGGAGAUAAUUCAUGCUUGUUAAUGUUGUUUUGCAGAGAUGUUUUGUAUUAUGGCUGCUUGGAUAAUACAAGAUUCAUUUAUGGUAAUAUAUUUGUAAAUUAGAAAUAUAGAGAUUGAAUGCAAAGCAUCUGAAAAAGCACUAAAUGAGUUUCAGUUGAUAAUAAGCUGGUUUAUAAGACUUUACUCAUGCGCAUAACAGUCUGAAACUACAAGUAUCGGCAAACCGUGGUGGUGUUUCAUCCUGUCAUAGAGGUAUGCUCAAACCUUUACAAGCCACCAGGUGUCACUGUGUUUGCAGAGAUUAAAGCGCACAGGCACAAUCACAAGUUUAAAUCAGACCCUACGAAUCAAAAUGUAAUAGGCCUCCUACUAGUUAAUGUUUUACUGAGAAAGACUGGUAGUUUUCCGGCUUUGAUUGGAUUUCCAGGUUCAAAAACUCUAUUACUAAAUAUUGACACUUGCUUCCAAUGUUAGAUUUUUACAAUUCUUUUUCAGUGACCUCUUUUGUGAAACUUCUCUGUCCAGGGAUGUGAAGUUUAUGUCUGCACAUCUUUUAACAGGCCUUUAGUGCAGUGGAGGGGCUGAGGACCCACUGUGCCACUGAGAUCUCAAAGCUGGAGGAGGUUGUUGGGUCCCAUCAAGAGCUGUUAGCUGCCCUGAACAAGACUUACCCCGAACAGGUGCACAAAACAGUUGAACUUAAUUGAAUCUCUUUAGAAAACCACCAGAAUGUGUAGUCUGAUUCUUUGCCUUAUCUUUUCUGGCACAGGUCGCAUUAAACAGGACUUACACCGCUACACUGGAUUCUGCUACUGAUGUUUUGUCAGCAACCAAAGAGGAACACUCCAGUUUGAUGAAAGAGGUAUGUUUGAUAUUACUCCGAUAAAAGUGGCAAUACAACUGUUUCAAAUAACAAACUCUUACAACAGCAGACAGUGUUUUGUCAUGUGAUCUCAUUAUUGUUCAUUUUCACACAUAAGUGCUCUUUGUAUCAUUCUCCUAUGUUGUGUUGAAUGCAAUAAUGCACUUUCUCUGUGCCCUUCUCACAGCUUUGCACAGUCAGAGGCCUGCUGCAUAAAGCUACUCCCCUUCUUUUGAAGCUGAAUGAGCGAGCAGCUGCUGCUCUGAGAGAGCGGGAUGAGUGUAUCUUUGAGAGAGACCAAGCUGUGGAAGAGAGAGAGCAGGUUUCUUAUCUAGUAUUAAACUGGGUUACCUAUUUCUCAACAGUUGAUUUCUGCUUGUUGCUAUAAUGAUGGCAAAUCAUGAAAAGGGUUAUCACUUUUUUACUCAACAGAUUGCAGAAGAAUGGAACCAAACUAAAUUAAAUCUCCAAACUGCCCGAGAAGAAAUCAGUGAUUUAAAUCUGCAGGUGACAAUUCUGACCUCAGGUAAAAUGAGAAAGUGUAAUUUGCUUUGGUUUUACUUUUUUUUCUCUUUAAACCCAUUUUCCUGCCUUGCCAUCCUGUCAGAUUACUGAUGCCUUUCUUUGCUAUGAAAUCAGAAAUGGGUGUGCUGCGUCAGAAACUAGCAGAAAGAGACGAAGAGAGGGGUCAGCUGGACAGGAAAGUCACUGAGCUUUCUGCCACUGUUUCCUCUACCUUGGCCUCCUACGCUUUCCUGGAGCAGGCUCUGGCUGCUGAAACCACAAAGUAAAACUCCUCAACCACACUCAAUUACUUUAGAUAGCACAUGUGCCUUUUUUGUUGUGAAGUAAAAAAUUAGGUACUUAAAAUUGUUGUUGUUUCAGACUGCAGCAGUCGUGGAAGGACAUCCAGCUGUCGAAGAACAGAGCCAGCGAGUAAGUGACUCUGAUUUUGGUCUACUUAUUAGAGGUGAUGGUUUGACUUCAGUAUGAAAUGGGUUGGUGGUUUUGUGUAAUACUGUUAACAAAAUCGGUGACCAAUCUGAAAUUUACCUUUAUUUUAUUUACGGUUGUUGUAAAUGCAUUUAGUAAAGUCAUGUGUCUUCUGUUUCACACAGUAUUCUCAGCCACAAACUUAUUUGUCCAUCUGCCCUCCAUGAACCCCCUCACAGUUUCCCAUUAGAGGGAAAAAUCUAUUUACUCUAAGAGUAUCCUCUUGUAUCUUGUGUUGCUUCUCAUUAGAUGAGUCUUAGAUAAGUACGUAGCUCACAAUAAUUUUUAUUUGUGAAGACCAAUUUUUAAACAAGGCGUCAAACACAGAGCCCUAGGCACAAAUUGUAGGUUAACGGAGAAAACUGACAACCUCCUUCAUGAUACUCAUAUAUAGUUAGUUGGUUCUAUAGUUAGAACCAUUUUAAGAAACAGAGAAAAACAAACUCCCUGCCACAUGUCUACAAAUACCUUAAACACUGAGGCAACGACUGCUACUGACGGUUUCUGUCUGGUUCUAGGCUGGAGGUGUCACUAACUGAGUCUGAGCAGCGUGUGUGUGAAUUGAGUCAGGCUUUGGCUCAAAGUGAGGAGCAGCUCAGUCAGCUGCAGGCCCUCUCACAGUCGCAGAGCAUGCAGAUCCAGCAGCUCCAGGAUGUUUGCACACAACUCAGUGGUGUCCGGGAGGAGAACGAGGUUUGCUUUGUCACAUACACCAUUUCAUCCUUAGACAGCUGCCAUGGUAAUACAAUAAAGAGCUCUCAUCUUGUGACCCAUUUUUUUGUGUUUGACAGAGAAAAAAUGUAGUCCUCCUUUAGAUUUUUCAUUUGGAGGACAUUUGUGAGGAGGAGACUCUUAAUGCUUGUAUUAUUAGAACAGAUAGAAAUACAGUUUUUGCAAGGGAUGAAAUGCUUUGUCCCUGCUACAUGAUUUAAAUGAUCAAAGUUAUGUACUGUUAUUUACCCAGUCUGCAGAUUUCUGGUUGAACUCUUUUGUUGUCUGUGUCCAUGUGUCAGUUCUUACAGAUGGAGAGUGAGCUUGCACGAGAGCAGAUGGCUGAGAGUGAGCGUGUGCUGAUGGCAAACCUGCAGGGGCUACGGGAGAGGAACUUCCAAUGUGAGGACCUCAAAGGAGAAAUUGUUCAACUUCAGUAAGUUCAUCUCCAUUUGGCUUAAUCACUCCAACUCAUCAUCUUAUGUCAUGUGUAUUGAUGCUUUUAUCACACCCUUCCAACAAGCCUUGAAUAAAAAAAAACAUUUUCAGGUAGAAAGUCAUGCAGCUUUAUAUGAAUCAAGUAAUUUGUGGACUAAAUGAUAACUUGUGUCUGUUGCAGGUCUGAGAACAGGAGUUUGCAAGAGGAGCUGGAAAACACAAAGUCUAAUGCCAGUACAAACCAGUUGGGUCUGGAAGAGAGACUGGCACAGGCUGUCACUGAAAUUACAGUAGUACAUCACACACUACGAGGACUGACCAAUAAGCUGCACGUGGCUCUAAAUGAGAAGGUACCUUAUGAAAAACAGCUACAAAAUAACCUAAUAUUCUACACAUACCACAGCCUAAAUUGUGAAAAUUUAUUUAUCUUAAAUUCAGUUCUGAGAGAGUCAUUUUAUUCAUUUACUCAUGACUUGGGUUGAUGCAAAUUACCGAUAUGGACAGAAACUAUCCUAAAAGAAAUAUUGAUAUUGUGCUCAAAACGAGUAUACAGUAAUACAGAGAGUUUAUAGUGGUAGCCCUUUGAGCUAGUUGCCACUCCCUCUGAGUGAUGAUCAGGCAUUUUUAAAACUUUCAAAGAUGAAUUGUGAAUCCCUUCCCCCCAAAAAAGUUAAGAGUUUGUGCCUCUUUGGAUCACUAAUCAACUGAAUAUGUGAGCAUUUAGACUGUUUUUUUUUUUUUUACCUGUUUUCUUUCAGUCAUUUAACCUAUGAUAUACACCUCAUAAUAAAAGCAUAAUUUUAGAAUGAAGGAAAUAAGAUAACCCAUACUCAAGAAACUUAGAAAAAAUAAAAGACAUUUUGGUGUCAGGGCUGGUGAUGUGGAGAACUCAUACAUUUAAAUUUCUUUACAAAUAGAUGAUGAUGUGGAUGAUAAAGCAUUUGUUAGUGAAGUUUAUGCAGUACUGUGAUGCCUCACCCUUGGCUUGCCUUUCCUCAUUUUGACUGAUUGUGUUGUUUCAAGUUAACUGGACUGUGACACAUUUUCAUGCAGCUUUAUGCUCCUUACUUUUCAGAAACCGGAACUGAUGAAGGACAGAGAGUCUCAGCAAGUCCACGGCGUUGACAGCAUCAUGAUUGCGUUAACUGCUGAGAAAGAAGAAGAUGACAAACAGGCAUCUCCUGGACCAGGUACUGAUGCUAACAUGCUUAUGUCCUCAAGAAACACUUUCACAUGCUGCUCCAGCUAUUAGACCUCUGAGUGCUGCUUAUUUACCAUGAAUGUUCUCAGGAGACAUAAAAGAAAUUUGUUAUAACUAAAUAUUUGUUCAUAUAGUAGUCGGGGAGACACACACUCACUGACUUAAAAACUGACGGCAGUGCUUGUGGUCAGUCUGAAUUGCUUCGUGAUCCCUCAGCUAAUCUGGUUUGAACUCAGCGUAAACACUCGCACUGCAGUUUAUUUAAUCUGAUUUUGUGCAAUCAAAUGAUUUUGUUUAACAGAUGCAAAUAGGAUCUGUGAGCACUGAUGCAUAGAAAUUCACCUGUUACAGCUGCUGACCUAAAUAACUACAUACACUGUUCAGCAGACCUGUGUGCUACUUAGACUUUACUAUUAAAAAAGACAGAUGAAGAAAUUAUCUGCAAAUUUUGCAAAUAUAACUCUGGUGACCCUGCUUUUAAAGGUAGGGCGUAUUUUUUAAGACGUGCUCUCAGCCCUCAUGGUUAAAUUUUCUGCUCAUCCCGUCAAGUUACCACAUCUCUGAACAAAACUGAGCGGAUCUAAAUUGAAAACUAGGCACUGACGGGAAAAACUUUGGAUGAAGCCAAGAAAAGGUUCUACUUCCAUCUUCUGACUUUUGACAAUCAGCUACGUUGUGGUUCACUGUCUCCUCAGACACCUCAGACAUGCCCGAGCCCCAGCGUGAGACUUUGUUCAGCGAGACAAGUGCCUUCACCCGCAUCACAGCAGUAACACCUAAAAAGGGUUUAAACACAGUCGAACUUGAGUCCGAGGAGAACGAGCAGAGCAGCGAGGCGGAGCUGCUUGCUAGCCUGAGCAGCACAGUCACAGAGCUCAUCAGCAACCUGAAGCUGAUAAAAGAGCGUAAAGACGCUGAGUUGAAGGAGUUGCACUCCACUGUGUAAGUAUACUGCUGUAAAGUUGCUGCAUUAGGCUGUGGUGAGAGUGAUCUUUUUUCCUUUUGGAACCCCUGUCCCUGUUUAUUUUAGGUGGAGCAAACAUUUGCUGACAGUUGUAAAUUUUGGAGUUUUAUGGAUAUGUACAUUGACUCCUUACAAUCAGAGUAAAAUAAAGGACCAAGACAAGUUUUAGGAGCUAUGGUGCAGCUCUCAUAUUGAAUGUUUUUGUUAAAAUGAUUUGUCCAAAACCUCACAUUGAAAGUGAAAAGAGAAUAACUCACAAUUUUGAACCUUAAAAAGUACGUUUUUGCAUUUUUGCUCCACAAGUGGAAAAAAAAGUCAAAAUUGAACAGUCAAAAUAAGAAUAAGAAGUCUCACUAUUAUCUGAAGCAUGAUCAGAUGACAUGCUGUAACUGUGAGCCUCCAUCAGAACAAAGGGACUGAAUUGCAUCUUUUGUUUGAAGAUUUAUAUUUAUGACUCAAAAGUGCAGAAGUUAUGUGAAACUUUAACCCAUGUUUGUAGUUGUGUCGUUAAACAUUUACAUUUAUGUUGUUCCAGCUGUGUCCUGCAGGGGGAGCAGCAGGCUGCAAACAGCAGGCAUGAGGCCGAGUUGUUUGAGCUGAAGCGUCAACUUCAUCGUCUGAAUAGCCUUGUUGAGAAGGGCAACCAGGCCCUACAGCAGAAAGCUCAGGUCAUGACACUGCACAUCCUAUUGUUGUUUUUGUUUAACAUUAAUGUUGGAAAGACUUCAAAGGAUCAAAGGAGGACGCUGGCAGAGUGGGAGAAAAGCACUGAAACGUAUCAUUAAACCUUUUUUUUCUUUUUUCAAAACAGGAUGAGGAUACGGUGAUGAAGUUGAUGUCAGACGUUCAAGAAGCCCAGGAAAUUCUGAAUAAACACAAGACUGAAAACAAUGUAAGAAAAAUAUCCAUCAACUUGUAUCCAUUAACGUAAGUCAUUUGGCAUAAUAUAAUUGUUUUUUUUACUAUAUUAAUUUUUGUAGGAAUUGCAAAAGGAGGUUGUGGAGCUUCGUCGUUCUCUCCAGUAUUCAAAGGUGGAAUCUAAGUUCCUACGGGAAGAGUUGAAAAAAGUUGGAGGCCAAUCAGCUAACCCCACAAAUGUCAUGGAGGAGAAAAUCCAGAUACUAAAAGAGGUAUUACAUUCAUAUCUUUAGUCUGAAAGUUGACAAAUACAGUGUAUUUAUAGCCUUGAACUCUUUAGGCUAUAAAUACAAAAACACCAGGGAUUCUAUGCUAAUUUUACUCUGACGCUUCUCUUUGAUUCCAUCCGUAGGUGGAGAGACUAAAGCUGAAACUGCAGGAAGUGGAGCAGUCCAGAGUUAAACUGCUAGACAGGGCAAAAAGACAUGUAAGUCUCUUUAAACACUGAGGUAGUUAAUUAUUUAGCUUCCCCUAUAUCAGCAAAAUAAAAAAGCUUUCUGAUUAUGAAGAUAGUCGUAAGCUGAAAACAGUCAUUUUUAUUUCCCAGCAAAUCAUUCAUCAGACCAACCAGCAAAAAAGUGAGAAUGAACUUCAGAUGCUGAGUAACCUGGUUAAUAGAGUAAGAGAGGUAAGAGAUGCUUCAUCCUCCAUCUCUAAUAAAUACUGUACUUGUGCCAUUGUUUUUUGUGUUACGAGUGUUUUUCUUUUCACAGACCUUGCUGUCUUUGCCAGAGGUGGUGAAGAAAUCUGAGCAACUCCAGCAGCUUGUUGAAUACAUUGGCUGACACUUUUAUUAUUGUUGUUUUCUUUCUCUGGAUAUAUUUAUGUCUGUUAUGUUUUAGUUCAUCCUGAUUGAACUGUUCUAGUAUAUUAAAUGUUCUAAAUCUA
Molecule: messenger RNA, 12734 nt
Organism: Xyrichtys novacula (pearly razorfish)
Lineage: Eukaryota; Metazoa; Chordata; Actinopteri; Labriformes; Labridae
Source: the annotation of a GenBank genome assembly